Messenger RNA from Drosophila willistoni, 1479 nucleotides. RefSeq names its product phenoloxidase-activating factor 2. The transcript is spliced from 4 exons. Bases 89 to 1336 code for a protein of 415 amino acids. Gene Ontology annotation, molecular function: serine-type endopeptidase activity. Lineage: Eukaryota; Metazoa; Arthropoda; Insecta; Diptera; Drosophilidae. The record is from RefSeq and is a predicted model, not a curated record. Gene Ontology annotation, biological process: proteolysis.
GCGUGCGUCCCAACCUUUUUCAAGCAUCUCAAAAGCUAAACCGGUUUUUAAACAGCUUGAGAUAACAAAUGGAAAAUUUCACAAAUGAAUGCUAGAAUUUAAAUACAGUGCAGUGCAGUUCUUUAAGCGUGGCGACAAAAUGAUAAUACUUCAGGGGUUUAUUCUCCUAAGGCUGAUGAGCCAAAUUUGUCUUGCGCAAGACACAUCAUUGGACAACCUUAUUGCAGAUAUAUUUAAAACGGGCGAAAACUCGAUCAGCACUACGCAAUCCAGUAGUGUUUUAGAAAAAAAUAUCAAUCCUAAAUUGUCACCAAAAUACCAGUCUUGUGGCAAUCAAAGAGAAUGCGUACCUAGAUGGUUGUGUGCUAAUGACACAAUAAACUCUAGCGGUGAAAAUAUAAUUGAUAUCCGAAUCGAUACUGGAUCGCCUUGCAAGUAUUUGGAACUCUGUUGUGAUCUUCCAAAUAAGCAAAAAAACUCAGAUGUACCAUUAACACCUUCUGAAACUCCUAAUGGAUGUGGAUACCAAAAUCCAAACGGUGUUGGAUUUAAAAUUACUGGAGCUGUUAAUCAAGAAGCAGAAUUUGGAGAGUUUCCAUGGAUGGUUGCAAUUUUACGAGAGGAAAAUAAACUAAAUUUGUAUGAAUGUGGUGGUGCACUGAUAGCUCCUGACAUAAUACUAACUGCAGCUCACUGUGUUCAUAAUAAAGAUGCAAACACUCUUAUUGUCAGAGCCGGCGAAUGGGAUACUCAAACAAAAGAUGAAAUUAUCCCACAUGAAGAUCGAUAUGUCAAAGCAAUAGCUUAUCAUGAACGAUUUAACAAAGGAUCACUUUAUAACGACAUUGCACUUCUUCUGGUAGAAAGUCCCUUUUCCUCGCAAAGUAACAUCCAGCCGGUAUGUUUGCCAGAGAUUGGUGAGGUAUUUAACUAUAACCGUUGUUAUGCUACAGGAUGGGGAAAAAAUAAAUUUGGAAAAGACGGUGAAUAUCAAGUUAUUUUAAAGAAAAUUGACUUGCCAGUUGUAGGAAAUGAAAUAUGUCAAUCAAAUUUACGUGAAACUCGGCUGGGUCAACAUUUUAAUUUACAUGAUAGUUUUAUUUGUGCUGGCGGAGAAAAAGGAAAGGACACUUGCAAAGGCGAUGGUGGUUCUCCAUUGGUUUGUCCAAUAAAAGGAGAAAAAAAUCGUUUUAAAUCAGCUGGUAUCGUUGCCUGGGGCAUUGGCUGUGGAGAGGAAAAUAUUCCUGGAGUAUAUACAAAUGUUGCUUAUUUACGACCAUGGAUAAAUGAAAAACUUAAAUUGUGGAAAAUCGACUCAAAAUAUUACACGCUAUAAAAAAUAACCCCUUUGGUAUACACAUAUAUACAUACAUAUACUUUAAAUUUAAUUCUAAUUUGCUUUUUCCUUUUUGUAACUAGUAUAUGAGAGAGAUUGUCAUGAUAUUAACUGUUUAAAAUAAAAUGAAAUCUUCAUCUUAA